Cydia pomonella (codling moth) is the source of this 2790-nucleotide messenger RNA. RefSeq names its product three-prime repair exonuclease 1-like. Gene Ontology annotation, biological process: DNA catabolic process. The transcript has a single exon. Gene Ontology annotation, cellular component: cytoplasm. The record is from RefSeq and is a predicted model, not a curated record. Gene Ontology annotation, molecular function: 3'-5'-DNA exonuclease activity; nucleic acid binding. Lineage: Eukaryota; Metazoa; Arthropoda; Insecta; Lepidoptera; Tortricidae. The coding region runs from base 191 to 1078 and encodes 295 amino acids.
UGGCCAUGACUUUAGAUAUUGAAAUGCACGCGGCCCUGAAAAAUUAUCCUGCUGAAUGUUUGUAGCGGUUGCAGAAACUUGCAUCAUUAUUGAUUAGGUAUAUCCGUUCCGUUAUAUGCGUGACGUCACUGAUAACUUAAUCAAUGCAGUGCAUCAUGAGGAAGGACUGCAUUAGUUAUCAGUUGCAAUUAUGGCACCAAUUGCCACAUACGUGUUUCUGGACUUUGGGACUACCGGUAAAAAUCCUAAGGUAGACGAAAUAACGGAAUUGUGUAUGGUAGCGGUUAAGCGGCAGCAUCUUCUUGAUACUCCGCGUUCCCGGACGACACCCAGGGUUCAACACAAGCUUUUAUUGUGCUUCAAGGUAGAUAAGCAGAUAACUUAUGUGGCGCGCUCCGAUGGCAAGGGAGGUUUUACCAACGAAGACCUGGAACACGAAAGCUACUUCGACAUGACUGGUUUUCAAAUAAUUGACAAUUUCCUCAAACGUUUGACGAAACCUGUUUGCCUAGUCGCGCAUUUCGGACGGAUUUUCGACUACCCUCUAUUGAAGAGACAUUUAACCUCGCUUAAUGUGAAAUUUUCUAAUAAGGACCUCUGGUGUGCUGACACUCAUCUGGCUUUCUUUGAUAUUUUACAACCCGAACCAGCCGCUAGGGCGGUUGAGGUUGCGGACGAUGCAGGUCCGUCAGCGGACGAUGCAGGACCGUCAGCGAACGACGCAGAACCGUCAGCAGACGCUGGCAGUUUAUCUGCUAAAAAUACAUUGGACAUGAGAACAUUGAACGAAACCACUCCACGCAAAAGGCAACGCAUCGAACAACCAAAUAUUAACAGAGUCCCUGCUAUAAACCGGCCAUUUCCGUGGGGUGGAAGAGAAAACUUGCCUACCGAACGAUAUGGACUGGAGGACGUGUACCGUCGGGUGUUCAACAGGGAGCCUGAAGACGCACAUAAAGCAGAGGCAGACUGCAUCCUGAUGCUGGAGAUUGCGGUGGAACUUGGUCAAAGGUUCGUGGACUGGAUCGACAAUGAAAUCAAUCUUCUUCGCUUCCCUGAUGACAUAAAUCCGGUCUAGCUUAUGACUACAAUAUUUCCUACUUGCCUCUGUAGGUGUAGGUAAUGUAUGAAUAUUAAUAUCUACAUAAAUUCAGCACUUAAUUAAUACUAUUAUCAUAAUAUGGUAUGUCAAUGUUAGAUAUCGAAAUGCGAUAAUAGUUACCUAUUGUAAAGAGAUUAUGAAAAUAAAUCUGCUUUAGCGAUAAUAACGAAAUUAGUAGGUGUCAAAAAAAAUCAAAAUUCAAAAAUGUAUUGUGCAUGGAGGCCGCAAGGGCUAUUUUAUGUGUAUAAUUUUUCGUUAGGUGAUACCCAAAUCUCACUAUUUACUUCCAGAAGUUCAAAGCCAGAGAAGUUGAACCGUAGUAAUAUCAAAAUAAAGGUGGAUUUCUGUUUAUUUUUAUGUGAUUAGUGAGUUUUGGUUAACACCUGACGAUUAAUUUUUAAUAAGUGUUAUUUUUUUAUUGGAUACCUUUCAAUUUCUGAAUCAUUUGACGGCCAUUCGGCAUAUCCAAAAAUGUCACGCACACUACAAUAUCGUUGGUACAAGCAAGCCAAUUUAAAGGCUUUGACUAAGAGGGGGAUAGCCCAAAAUUUACCUUUUUAUAUUGAAUUUUUACAUGUUUCAUUCAAGUGCAAAUGUGAUGAAAAAACUCAUUCGACUACACCGGGUGCCCAGUAGGUAAUUACUGAAUAACCUAACCACCGACAGUGCACCUUAGGCUGGUCCAGAUAAUGUACUUCUAGAUCUAUAGGUACGUAUGUAGGUUUAGUAAAAGUUUCGUGGUUCUCGAGAUAAUCGAACUUCUAUGUUUUUUUGAAUAGCUCUUUUAAUGGCCUAUAUGGCCAUUUAAAUUUUUUCACUAACAUUAUUAAAUGGGCCCACGACAAUGGAAUUGUCAUCAUCAUAAAUAUAAACAAAACCAAGUGUAUGCACGUGCGAUCCCCAUACAGUAGGCAAGUUAAUCGACUUAGAAUUGGCUACACGUAUGAGUGCCUGCACAGCGCGCUACAGAACUGUGAGUGUGAGACAUGUGUGAGAGCAUCGAAGUUGUGUCAGAAUACAAGUACUUGGGCUUAAUAAUAGAUUACAAUUUUUCUUGGAAAAAUCAUAUUAAUAAGCUAUGUGAAAAAUUAAGAUUUGUACUAAGUACGUAAUUUAGUCGAGUUCGUUAUUAUUGCCCACCAGGCUUUAGUUUUGUGGGGAACAUCAAUACGUCUACCGGUAUGUCCAGUUUGACGCUACCCUUGGGACUUUUUAGAACUAGACAAAAACCGCAAAAAAAAUAGAGAGAUGGUAGGAUCGUAUAGAUGUCCUAUACCCACCUAUACCGCGUGCGCCUGUGAGGGACAGAACAUACGUAAUUCGACAAAAUUAUAAACACCUUUUAAUAUUCCUGCCAACAUACCAAAAAUAACCUCUUACAUAAUUUGGUCGGGUUAUUUGUAGCCCACCAUAAAAAACGGUGGGCAACAAAUACGUCUACGUCACGUAGGACUUUUUAGAAGUAGGCAGAAAGAACAAGUAGGACUAUGACAAGAACAAACAAUAUAGCGAUUUCUUUGCUCCUCCUACUGAAAUAUAUAUAUGUCUAUCCCGUCGGUUAAUUCAUUCAGGGAGAGAUGACAAGCACAAACAAUAAUUGCGCUUUCUUUGCUACUCCUGAAAAUUCCAUAAGACCAUCUCGUUCGAUUAUCUCCCCCUUCCCUUUGUCACUUCUAUGGUACUCCUAC